Rattus rattus (black rat) is the source of this 2886-nucleotide messenger RNA. RefSeq names its product cadherin 16 (gene Cdh16). NCBI's taxonomy places the organism in Eukaryota, Metazoa, Chordata, Mammalia, Rodentia, Muridae. The record is from RefSeq and is a predicted model, not a curated record. The coding region runs from base 160 to 2652 and encodes 830 amino acids. Gene Ontology annotation, biological process: multicellular organism development; calcium-dependent cell-cell adhesion; cell morphogenesis. Gene Ontology annotation, molecular function: calcium ion binding; cadherin binding. Gene Ontology annotation, cellular component: membrane; catenin complex; adherens junction. The transcript is spliced from 18 exons.
CCGCCUACCUGCCUAACUGUCCACCUUGCCUUGCCCCACCUCGCCCGAUUUGCCAGAGCUUCCUGAAGAAAGAUCUGUCUCUCCUGGAAACUGAACCAAGGAAGAGGCUUUGGGCAUCAGUAGAGUCUCAUUUCUGUGUCCCUUGGGCCUGCCUUGACCAUGAUCUCUGCCUGGCUGUGGCUACUUUGCUUCUCUGUUAUUCAGACUUUCACCGCUGAAGCCCAGCCUACAGAAAGCCUGCAUACAGAAGUCCCUGAAAACUAUGGUGGAAAUUUCCCUUUUUACAUACUCAAGCUACCACUACCCUUGGGGAAGGAUGAAGGUCAGAUUGUCCUAUCAGGAGACUCGGGCACAGCAGCUGAAAACACCUUUGCUGUGGAUCCAGAUUCUGGCUUUCUGGUGGCAACGAGGGCCCUGGACCGGGAGGAAAAGGCAGAGUACCAACUCCAGGUCACCUUGGAGUCUGAGGAUGGACAAAUCUUGUGGGGUCCACAGCUUGUGACUGUGCAUGUGAAAGAUGAGAAUGACCAGGUACCCCAAUUCUCCCAGGCCAUCUACAGAGCUCAGCUGAGCCAAGGCACCAGGCCUGGGGUCCCCUUCCUCUUCCUGGAGGCUUCUGAUGGGGAUGCACCAGGCACAACUAACUCAGACCUUCAAUUCCACAUUCUGAGCCAGUUCCCAGUUCAGCCUUUACCAGAUAUGUUCCAGCUGGACCCUCAACUAGGGGCUCUGGCCCUUAGUCCCGAUGGAAGCACCACCCUAGAUCAUGCCCUUGAAGAGCAUUACCAGCUAUUGGUACAGGUCAAAGACAUGGGCGACCAGCCUUCAGGCCACCAGGCUAUGGCGACCUUAGAGAUCUCCAUAGUAGAGAACAGCUGGACACCCCUCGAGCCUGUUCACCUGGCAGAGAAUCUCAGAGUGGCAUACCCGCACAGCAUUGCCCAGGUGCACUGGGGUGGAGGGGAUGUGCAUUAUCAGCUGGAGAGCCAGCCUCCAGGACCCUUCGAAGUGGAUGCAGAGGGGAGGAUCCACGUUACCAUGGAACUGGACCGAGAGGCUCAGGCUGAGUACCAGCUCCAAGUCCGAGCUCAGAAUUCCCGUGGUGAGGACUAUGCAGAACCCCUGGAGUUGCAGGUGGUGGUGAUGGAUGAAAAUGACAAUGCACCUGUCUGCUCCCCACAUGACCCAACAAUCAGCAUCCCUGAGCUCAGCCCCCCAGGAACUGAAGUGGCCAGGCUCUCAGCAGAGGAUUUGGAUGCCCCCGGAUCACCCAAUUCCCACAUUGUGUAUCAGUUGUUGAGCCCUGAGCCCGAGCAGGGAGCUGAAAACAGAGCCUUCGAGAUAGAUUCGACCUCAGGCAGUGUAACACUGGGAACUGCCCCACUCCAUGCGGGCCAGAAUGUCCUGCUUCAGGUGCUGGCUGUUGACUUAGCAGGAUCAGAGGGAGGCCUCAGUAGCACAUGUGAGGUGGCAGUCAUGAUCACAGACAUCAACAACCAUGCCCCUGAGUUCAUCAAUUCCCAGAUUGGGCCUAUAAGUCUUCCUGAGGAUGUAAAGCCUGGGUCUCUGGUGGCCACACUCGUGGCCACUGAUGCUGACCUUGAGCCUGCUUUCCGCCUUAUGGACUUUGCCAUUGAAGAAGGAGACCCAACAGGGAUCUUUGACCUGUCCUGGGAGUCAGACUCUAACCAUGUCCAGCUCAGACUCCGGAAGAACCUCAGCUAUGAGGAAGCUCCUGAUCACAAGGUGGUGGUGGUAGUGCGGAAUGUAGAGGAACUGGUAGGCCCAGGUCCAGGCCCUGCAGCCACAGCCACGGUCACUAUACUGGUGGAAAGGGUGAUACCACCCCUCAAGUUGGACCAGGAGAGCUAUGAGACCAGCAUCCCAGUCAGCACCCCAGCUGGCUCCCUCCUGCUGACCAUCCAGCCCUCGGACCCCAUGAACAGAACCCUCAGGUUCUCCUUGGUCAAUGAUUCAGAAGGCUGGCUCUGCGUCAAGGAGAUGUCUGGGGAAGUAUACACAGCCCAGUCCCUGCAGGGUGCCCAGCCUGGAGACACAUACAUAGUGCUUGUGGAGGCCCAAGACACAGAUGAACCAGAAAUGAGCACUUCCACCACCAUUGUGGUCCACUUCCUGAAGGCUUCUCCUGUCCCAGCAUUGAUUCUGGCCUCUGGGCCCAGCCGACACCUCUGUACACCCCGCCAAGACUACGGUGUGGUUGUGAGUGGGGUCAGUGAGGACCCUGACCUGGCCAACAGAAAUGGUCCCUACAGCUUUGCUCUUGGUCCCAAUCCCACUGUGCAGCGGGAUUGGCGCCUCCAGCCUCUCAAUGAUUCCCACGCCUACCUCACCUUGGCAUUGCACUGGGUAGAGCCUGGUGAAUACACGGUACCUGUGGUUGUCCACCAUGAUGCCCAAAUGUGGCAACUCCAAGUCCAAGUGAUCGUGUGUCGCUGCAAUGUGGAGGGUCAAUGCAUGCGCAAGGUGGGUCGCAUGAAGGGAAUGCCCACGAAGCUGUCGGCGGUGGGUGUCCUCUUGGGCACCCUGGCAGCGAUAGGUUUCAUUCUCAUUCUUGUCUUCACACACCUGGCCCUGGCGAGGAAGGACCUGGAUCAGCCGGCAGACAGUGUGCCCCUGAAGACAGCCGUGUGAGUGAUCUAAGCAGCCCCAGCUGGGAGGUCUACCCCAGCUCCAUUUGAUCUCACUGAGAGAGGACCCAGAACCCAAGAUGCACUGGGGACCAAGAGUCCUUCACCUUGUUGGAGUGGAGACACUGUCACCAGGCAUGUCCCCAAAGCCUGAGCACUUACUUUACAGGACAACCAUGGGAAUACUCCAAAUGGCAGCUCUUUGUCCAGUAAUAAAGGCUCAGAGAGCUAGACUGGA